AUGGCUUUCACCGGUAGACCGGCGCUCGAAGCGGUCGAUGAGAACACUGGCCUAGAUGCCUGGGCGGCAAAGGCGCUCGAUGGAUUAGCGCUCACGCCAACGCCCGCUGUGCAGCAGGAGGUCUCGCAGGACCCUUUCACCGAUAGGGCUCUGAGCCGUGCGCAACGACGCCGAGCGCGGGACGCCGAGUCGCCGACGCGACUCACGCAAGUCGCGCGACACGCCGGCCUCUACUUGAUUUCGCCGCUACAGAACGCUCUCAACCCGGAAUGCAAAGAUUUCGAUGCCGAGUUCAGACGGGCAUGGAUGAACCUUGAUAAACAAACGCGCCGGGAGAUCGAGAAUCAUUGCACCUUGCUCUAUAUCCGUUCUGAUUCAGUGGACGGACUCCGAGCUGCGUGCGCGGAUAAAUUCGCGCAGCUGCGGUCCAACAUUAUGUCACUUGCUCCGUCGGAGGAUAUCGUCUACACCGGUAAGGUUACAGAGAUGGGAAGAUCAUUGCCGCGUACCCUUACCGGUAAGGAUAACAGGCACUCACGGGGGGGAAUCGUGCGAGUCGACCAGACGGGCAACGAUGUCUACGUGUCGAAGUCGUUUGCGGGCGCUUCUGGAGGAAGGAUUUUCCUUUGCAUGGGUGACCGUAUCGAGUUCCGAAUCCAGAACCGCAAGGCCGUCGACGUCCGGCGUCUCGAGGCGUCCCCUCUCGCGCCGACGUGCCUGCCCACUCUCGCCGCGUCUCGCUCCGCCGCCGCGCCCCUGGAUGACGAUCUCCUGCGCGAGAUCGCGUUCGACGGGGGUCACCGCUCGCGCCAGGCGGACGAAGCGAGCGAGGUGUCGGGCGUCACGAUCUCGUCACGCGCCACCGCUGCCACGUUCGCGUCGCGCGCCACGAGCGCCUACACGGCGGUCCCGACGGCCCACGGAGCGGCGCGCAUGCAGCAGCGCGCGGUGGCGCUCCGCGAUCUCCAGACGGCCAAGAAAUACGGGACGAUUACACGGGCACGCGACGGCGCGCGGGGCGACAAGCGCUGGAAAAUCGAGUACGGGGGCCUCGUCUACAUCACGGACGAGCAGCAGAAAUUAGUGAUUACGACGUAUCAGUUCCAGCCUCGGGUCGACUCACUUUAUAUAGGUCCCGACCCGCCGCCGCCGUCAUACCCGCCGCCGAUAUACAUGCCGCCGGCACCGUACAUGCCGCCGAUAGUAGAAGGCUCGAUACCUCUAUUUCAGCCGCCGCCGCCGCCGAUGAUACUCCGUAGUACGGCGUGGCCGGUGAAGCCGCCGUUGGAAGUCAAGAUUUGCGCGGCGUGCGGUAAAUUGCUGCCCGAGGCGGCGUUUUCGAAAAAGCAAUGGUCCUGGAAGUCGCCAAAGUUGGUUGGGCGCCGCCGCUGCAAUGUGUGUGUGAAGUCCGCAAGUUGGUUGGGGCCGCUACCGCCGCUACCGGACGACGACUGA
This is a messenger RNA of Pelagomonas calceolata, 1455 nucleotides long. The record is from the annotation of a GenBank genome assembly. NCBI's taxonomy places the organism in Eukaryota, Pelagophyceae, Pelagomonadales, Pelagomonadaceae.